AUGGUGAGCACUAUUUAAAAUAGUCGAUUUUUAGCACUUUUUCCACACCCGCUCUCAGAAUUGUCUGUGAACGGAAUUUGUGGUCGUGGCCUAGAAAACGCCUAGGCCACGGGAUCUUUUUGUCCGAGUUUUCUAGGCCGCGCGGUGUUCCGUUCACAUGCAUUUGUGCGAAUUCCCUUUAAUAGUCACUUUUCAGGCGUUUCACUGGCAAUCGAAAGUGAACGUGCAACAUGCGGGUGUGGACGAUAUGGUUCUUUUGUCGAAGCUCACCGAGCAGAGUAUUGUGGAGAAUUUGAAGAAGCGACUGCAGGCAAACUCGAUUUUUGUGCGUUUUUAUAGAAAAAAAUGUCUAAAAUUCAUGGUCUCCAGAGCUGACAAUGGGCGAAAGUGCGCCCCGCCCGAUAGGGCGAUACAUUGGCGCGAAAUUCAAAUUUUAACAGCAAAAUUAGUGUUUUUUGCCAGAUUAGCCACGAAAAACCGAUAAUUUCUCAGUUGUCUCUCGAUAGACCGAUUGUAUAGGCCAUUAAGAAUUUUUUAAGCGCAAGAGCGUUAAAUUUGGUCAAGUCGCAAAUCAAAUUUAUCCGCUUGAAGGUUUUUGGCUAAAACUGCGUGAAUUUCAGUUGCUUUUCGGAGGUUUUCGCGGUUCGUGCGCUCAAAAUGCUUGUAUUUACGUGAUUUAUCAUUCUCAAAACCAUUUCUGUGUGAAAACGGUCAAGAAAAAUGAAAAGUGCGGUUUUUAGGCGGCGAUCGGCGGCGAAGGCGAAAAAGCAAAAUCCGCGUAAAAUGCGCCAAAACGUCAUUAAUUCUGUGAGAAUUAGUGUGUUUUCAUGUCGAAAAAUCAUUUUUCAUCGCCUUUGACCACAAAAAUCAAAGAAAGUCUGCUCAAUUCAUGAAAACGCCAUUUGGCUGCCGAGGCCAUGCCCAUAUUGUCAGCUCUUUCGCAAAAAAGAUUAUUGUUUUAAAUACUUGCAAUGUUUUGCAGACGUACAUCGGACCAGUGCUGAUUUCGGUGAAUCCGUUCAAACAAAUGCCGUAUUUCACCGAAAAAGAGAUGCUGCUGUACCAGGGAGCCGCGCAAUACGAGAAUGCGCCGCACAUUUACGCGUUGGCCGACAAUAUGUACAGGUAUGCGCGAAUUCAUUCUCCUCUCUCUCUCUCUCUAAUCAUUCUACGUUAAAAAAAUAAAACGUAAAAAAAUAAAUAAAUUAAUUAAAUUUUUCGCGAUUUCCUUUUUUACGAUUCUCUUGUAGAAACAUGUUGAUCGACAACGAAUCGCAAUGCGUCAUCAUUUCGGGCGAGUCGGGAGCCGGAAAAACGGUGAACGCGAAAUUCAUCAUGAAUUAUAUUUCGCGAAUUUCCGGAGGAGGACAGCGGGUUCAGGUACGCAAUUUCUGGCGGGCACAAAAAUUUUCGACAACUAAGCUAUUUUCAGCACAUAAAAGACGUGAUUCUCCAAUCGAAUCCGCUGCUGGAGGCGUUCGGAAACAGUGCGACGGUCCGAAAUUGGAACAGUUCUCGAUUCGGAAAAUAUGUGGAGAUUGUGUUCAGUCGGGGCGGAGAGCCCAUCGGUGGAAAGGUCGGUGGGGCACAAAAGUUUCCAAAUUUCGCGGAAUUUUUGCCAAAUCGCAGGGUGCGAUCCGAGUGACGCACAAAAAAUCGUCGUCUCCUUGACGUUUUUUUGCAAAAAUUCUGCAAAUAUUGCAUUUUCCGGAAACAAAUAAUCGAAAAACCAAUUGCAGCUGUCAAACUUUUUGCUGGAAAAGUCGCGAGUGGUGCAUCAGAACGAGGGCGACCGCAACUUUCACAUUUUCUAUCAGCUCUGCGCCGGAGCCGACAAAAAUCUGCGGAGUACACUGGGAAUCGGAGAACUGCAAUAUUACAAUUAUCUGAAUAUGAGCGGCGUUUUCAAAGCGGACGAUACGGACGACGGCAAGGAGUUUGAGAGCACUCUGGUCAGUGACGUUUUGAGAAACCAAAAUGUUUUCUGUUUCACUAGAAAACAAAAUUUAGAUUAAAAAACAGUGUGCUUUGUUAAAACCAGAAUUUUAUGUUUUUUGCAGCACGCGAUGAAAGUGGUGGGCGUGUCGGAGCAGGAGCAAUUGGAGGCUCUUCGCAUCGUCUCCGCCGUUUUGCACAUUGGAAACAUCACUUUUGUGGAGGAGAAUAAUUUUGCGGCGGUCGGCGGAAAAGAUUGUGAGUCUACAACAAUAUUUAUACGAUUUUUUUGCAUUUUUUUUGCUGUUGUAGAUUUGGAAUUUCCCGCCUUUCUUCUCGGUCUCACCAAUGCCGAUAUUGAGGCAAAGUUGACGGGCCGAAAAAUGGAGAGCAAGUGGGUUUUAAACAACAUUUUUUAAUUCUAGAAAGCGAUUUACAGAUGGGGUACGCAAAAAGAGGAAAUCGAGAUGAAAUUGAAUGUGGAGCAGGCGAAUUACACGAGAGACGCGUGGGUGAAGGCGAUUUAUGCGAGACUUUUCGAUUAUUUGGGUACUAUUGAUUUGUUUUCUAAUUUCUUUAUCUCUCACGGCGUUCCAAAGACUAUAUACGCCGCCGAGUUUUUCAAAUUUUCCCGCCGUUUUUGCAAUUGGCUGCGUAUAGCGACUCAGAAAAUCAUAUUUCUAUGGAGAGCGUCUGAUAAAGUAGUCUUUGGACGGCCGUGUCUCUUUAGAAGUUUACUAGUAGCUAUAAAAUUCCGGAAACCCAAUAAACAUUAAUUUCCAGUGAAAAAAGUGAACGAGGCGAUGAACGUGACGGGGCAAUCGUCGACCGACAACUUUUCCGUCGGAAUUUUGGACAUUUACGGAUUCGAAAUUUUCAAUAGUAACGGCUUCGAACAGUUUUGGUACGCGGUUUUUGAAUUUUUUUUUAAAAUGUUUAUGAAUUUUUAAUAUUUUCAAAAAUUUCAGCAUCAACUUUGUCAACGAGAAAUUGCAACAAAUCUUCAUCGAGCUGACACUGAAGGCGGAGCAAGAGGAAUACGUGCGCGAGGGAAUUAAAUGGACCGAAAUCGAGUAUUUCGACAAUAAAAUUGUGUGCGAUCUGAUCGAGACGAAACGGCCGCCAGGUAGAUAGUAACGCCACGCCCUCACAAUUGUUUUCCACUUUCAAAAUUGCUAAAUGUUGAUUGUUUUCAAAAACUUGGUACCAACUGCUCUUUGCAUAUAAUGUAUUUCUUUUGUUUAGUGACCUGAACAGUUUAGCCAAUUUUGAAGCAGCAAUAACUCGAUUUUGAAACUGUAUUUAGGGGGCGCAACAAAGGGGGCGUGGCCUGACGAAUUUUCUCCCGAUUUUCGCGCGCGCGUGUUUGACGGUCUGUACCGAGGUCCCCAAAUGAAGUACCAUACCCAAAAAGUUUUACUUUAUGUAAUCGACCAUGCUGAAUCCAAUGAACAACUCCAUUUCACGUGAAAACGUACCGUUCUCUUGAAAAACCGCGAAAACGAAAAUGGAAGUCAGUCUGAGAGCCUGUGUGGCCAAGUUUAUGGCUACACGCGCCUACUUUUAACUGUUUCCGACAGUUUAAGGGAUGGGGAAUCCGUUUUUUUGAAGUCAGAUUCGGGCUCCCUAGUACCCGAAAGUUUUUUUACAGAUCCUCAAACUGCCAGAAAAAGUUAGCGGAAAAAUUUUUCAGCGAUGACCAUACUUUUUUUAUUUUUUUGGAAUCCAUAGAUAAAGUCAAUGAGAACCCAAAUAUAAAUUUUUCAGAGCUCUAGACCCACUAGGACCAGAUUUGUGCUCGUUUGAGUAGGGCCCAAUCGGCCGAAAUUGUAGUUUUUCGGUAGAUUUGAGGGUCACAGGUACCUUACACGCGGCUAAUUUUUACAGAAUCGGAUUCAGCAUCAAAUUUCCGACCGAUCCAUGUUAAACUUUCUCAUCUACCUAGUACCCGAAAAAAGUUACAGUCAGUUAUGUUAUGGAUUUCGGCCCGCAAAGGCACUAAUUUCGCAGCUGGAAAGGGCCGCGCACAGCGAGCUUCUCUACGCCAAUGGCGGUGGGCGCGCCUCCGCCCGGUUGGCGCAGUGGCAAAGUGAUCGCUCGGCAGUCUGGAGGUGCCGGGUUCAAAACUUUUGUCCUCGAAAGUUGUUUAGCUUUUUAAGAACAUCAUGUCUGUUCAUUUUUUUGUUGCAUAUUUGGCUUGGUCCGUCAGAAAAGGACAAAAACCGCGCGCGGCGCACUUGCUGGCAAAGCUCCGCCCCCUCCUCGACCGCCGACCGGGGAGAAAACAGGCCAACUUUGAAGGGGUGUAACUCGGGAUGUACCGAAAAUUUUCGAGAAAAAAGUUGGGAGCGUACUCAUAUAGAGUAGGGGAACACAUUCCAACAAGAAUUUUGUGGAAAUUCGGAGUUUUGCGAAACCCGUUGCGGUCCCUAACUGUAUUCUGUCAAUUUUCAUAUUUUUCACGGCGGUCCAAAGACUACUUUAACAGACGAGCUCAUAGAAAAGGAAAAUUUGACACACAUUUUCCAGAUGAUUUCCUCAUUUUAAAGCUAAAUCGGAGGUCUGUAACGUUUUCUAGAAAAAAAUGCUAUAAUUUUCUAAAAACAAUGGAGAAUACAAUUCUUCAGGAAUAAUGUCGCUGCUCGACGACACGUGCGCCCAGAACCACGGUCAACGCGAAGGAGUGGACCGUCAACUGCUGACGACACUUUCGAAAACGUUCGCAGGCCACGCGCACUUUGCCCCCGGCUCCGGCUCGUUUCUGAUCAAGCACUACGCCGGCGAUGUCACGUACAACGUCGAAGGAUUCUGCGAUCGGAAUCGCGACGUUCUCUAUCCGGACCUCAUUUUGCUCAUGCAACAGUCGUCAAAGUUAGUUGGGGCAAACAACACUUUUCAACACAAAUUUCCGUGAAAUAACGUACGCUCUCCGCAGCCCUUCGACGCCGCAAAGUCAGACAAAAUGAAAAAAGCGAAUAAAUACAAGCAUUUUGAGCGUUAAAACAGCAAAAAUAAUCGCGAAAUGACCGACUUUUGGCCACCCUAUAAACGUUCUUCAGCGCCUUCAUCCGAGCCCUAUUCCCCGAAAAUGUGGCGGCUUCUGCUGGAAAACGACCGACGACGUUUUCGACGAAAAUUCGGGUAAUUUUUAGGCUUGUGUUCUUCUAUAAACAACGAAAAAUAUUGUCAAUUUGCAGACACAAGCGAACACAUUGGUGGAAUCCUUGAUGAAAUGCUCUCCUCACUAUGUUCGGUGCAUAAAACCGAAUGAAACGAAACGGCCCAAUGAUUGGGAAGAGAAUCGGUACGGUUUUCCGAAAAAUGUUUGCGAGUUCGCCCAUGAAAACCUACUUUAGACGGUUCAAAAAAAUGUCGUGUUUUUUUUCAGCGUAAAACAUCAAGUCGAAUAUCUGGGACUUCGCGAAAAUAUUCGUGUGCGGCGAGCCGGUUUCGCCUAUCGGUACGUGCAUUUUUGAAAUUGUUUACCGUUUCAAAAUGGCGAUGAGUUCAAUUCCGAGACAUUUUCUAUCAUUUCGACGUAGCACCAGAUACGCUCCACACGUGUUUCAUUCAAAUUUUUUUUUGCAGACGAGCCUUUGACAAAUUUGCUCAGCGCUACGCGAUUGUAUCGCCGAAAACGUGGCCCUCUUUCGUCGGCGAUCAACAAAAAGCGUGCGAAAUAAUUUGCGACUCGGUGCACAUGGAGAAGUCACAGUUCCAAAUGGGUCGCACCAAGAUUUUUAUCAAAAAUCCCGAAUCUGUGGGUUUCUUUUGGGAGGGUGAUUUUACAAACAAUUUGGUUUUUUCAGCUAUUCCUUUUGGAAGAGACUCGAGAACGGAAAUUCGACAGUUUUGCGAGGGUGAUUCAGAAGGCGUGGCGACAGUUUUCCGCACGAAAACAGCACAUCAAACAGAAGGUAAUUAUUAAUCGAGUUGUUAUUUUUGCUCGCUAUCUAAAGAUUACAGUUUCAAUUUUUAUACUUUAAAAGAUCUAAACAAAACUGAUUUUGUUCACACAUAGCCUCCCAGGGCGCUAAUGCUAAACACAGUGCGCUCGUAAAUUGCGGAGUGUCGUUGUAACUUUUGAAAAUUUGCAGGUCUAAAAGUGCAGUUCAGUUCGAGUUUACGACCUUUAUUUCUUUCUUUUUGACUUGAAAAACGUCUAUAAAACAAUAUUUUACUGAUUGGAAACCGUUCUUUACAGAAUUUAAAGGUUUUCAUGUUUUUAGUGUCUUUUUCGCAUUACGUCAAAACUUCAAACCUUUAUAUUUCAGCUCAUUAUGCAUUUCAUGAGCCCAACGAACGAUAAAAAUGUUCGCUGAAUCUUUCUUCACAAAAUUUAGGUUCCGGCGGUUAGUUUUCUUGAGCAGUUUUCGAAAAAUAUUCGAAAAACAUCAAAAUCCAGGCCAAAACCUUCAAAUCGAAAUAACUCGGCUAAUUCUCAACGAUAUGUGAGAUUUCUGUUACCAAAACGUAGCUAGUGUUCUAAUUAUUCGAAUCCAGGUUCCAGGCGUACGAAAAAAUAGGUGUAUUGUACAGAAAACAUGGAAAGAACGCGAACUUCCGUUGAAAAUUAAUUAAUCGGCCGCCGCGUAAAUCGACACAGUCCGCCUGUUGCAAGUGCGCCCCAUUGAAAUCAUUCGCGCCGUGGGAGACCGUGUUCUUCUCAAUCUUGACUUUGUAGCUUUUGACGCUCUAUCCGAUAGAGUGACUAUCGAAACAUUAAUCAGUAAGACUUUUUUUUUGUUCAGGAACAAGCGGCCGACCUGAUGUACGGCAAAAAAGAGCGUCGCCGCUACUCGCUGAACCGUAACUUUGUCGGCGAUUACAUCGGACUCGAACACCAUCCCGCACUUCAGUCCCUCGUCGGAAAACGACAAAGAGUGCUGUUCGCCGCCACCGCCAACAAAUAUGAUCGCAGUUUCAAGGUUCACUUUUCAUUUUUUCAUACCUUAAUGCUCUAUUCUUAAAUUUUAGGUCACAAAACUCGACAUUCUUUUGACGGCUAACCAAUUGACCCUAAUUGGACGGGAAAAAGUGAAGAAGGGCCCGGAGAAGGGGAAAAUUGUGGAGAUUAUCAAAAGGUACGCGAUUAUUCAAUGCUAAUCGAAAAUUCUCGCAAAAUUCAGACAACUCGACUUGCCGAGCAUCAAAUCGAUCGGUUUGUCGCCGUACCAGGACGACUUUGUGAUCAUUUAUGUGGGCGGCGAGGAGUACACUUCGCUGCUCGAGACGCCGUUCAAAACCGAAUUGUGUACGGCUCUUACGUGAGUUUUUCCAGCACACGAUGAAAAAUGAUGAUUUGACAUGAAAACACAAUAAUAUCGAUCGACGUCGAACAACCGCAUUUUUUUUACCGUUUUCAGAAAAAAAUCGGUUUUGAAAGUGAUCAAUCAUGUGAAUACAUACAAAUCUACCGAGAAACAGCUGAAAUUCACAAAGUUCUAGGCGAAAAAGUUCAAAAGGAUAAAAUGCACGCUCUCGCGCUUAGAGAAACUCAUUUUGACCUAUUCAAUUGUUCUUACGACUAUAAAAUGUAAUUUUUUUCAGAAAAGCCUACAAAGAGCGUACAAACGGCGGCAGUCUCCAUCUGGAUUUCCGUCCGACGCACACGAUCACUCUGAAAAAGACGCGAUUCGGCGGCGGCCAACGGACGGUUCAGUUCGGCACCGACGGAAGUGCGAACGCGCAAAAAAUGCUGAAGCCCAACGGGAAGGUGCUGAAUGUGAGCAUCGGAGCCGGGCUGGCCAAUACUACGAGUGAGUUUGAAUCAUUUAUUUUGAUCACCCAAAACCAAUUUUAAAAAAGCGCAUCAAGCCAAUCGAUUGCCGGUUGUAGGACCAUCGACAGAACGACCGCAAGGCGGUUACACUCCGCGAAGGGACCAGUUGAGAACGUCGACGCGGCGAACGAAUAAAACGAGCAUUUACGGAGGAGGAGGAGGCGGCGGUGGAAUCGGUGGAGGAGCACAGCCGAUUCGAGGAGCACCGGUACGUUUUUCUGUUCUGCACGGCGACCAAAAGUGUAGAAAGGGAGGCGUGGCCUAAUCUGAGACGCGUUUUCUGAAAUUUGCCGCAAUUCCAGCACUUUUCCGACAUUUUUGUGUUUGAUAUCGACGAAAGAAGAGAUAUUAAAGAGAGAAAACAUCGAAAUUUUUGUGAAAACGCCGCGUUUGAAACGUUUUUGACAUAUUUCGCAAUUCGGAAUUUUCAUACCGGCCGAUCUGGAUAGUUUUGAGACGAAGUGAGUGUCGGAAGUGAUUAAGCACGUUAAUACAAGUAUUUUAAGCGUUCAAACGGCAAAAAGUGUCGGCGAAUGACUGAAAUUCGCGCAUUUUCAGCACAAAACUUGAAAAUCGAUUCAAUUGACUGAAUUUCUGAAUGAAACCUGCUCGUUUUAAGCUCAAAAAGUGCGCGAUGAUUCGUUUAACAAAGUUAUGCAAUUACAUCGUCGAAACCCGCACAAAAUUUGGGUAAUUUUUGACGAAAAACCCCAAUUGGAUUAAAUUUCGAAAUUCGCGCCAAAAUGGUGAUGAACCGUGCACGCUAGGCCACGCCCCUUUCUACGUUUUUGGUCGCCGUGGAAUUCUGGGUUAUAGUAAUAUGCUAAUUCUAGGUCCCCGCGCACGGCAUCAACAACAACUACAAUCAGCCGCCGGCGCCAGUCUCGACCGCGCAUCAGUACAGUCAGGAACCGGCACGAGUCGUCCCGAUGGGCAAUGUCAUCAAUCAGCUGAACAAUAUGAAUUUGAAGGUAACUUGGCCUGGAAAAAUGCUAAAACAGCCCCCAUUUUUUAGGCGACUGGCUCGCCGAACGUGGCGAACAGCAACAACCAGCGAUCGCCCGCACUGGUUGGAGGAGGCCCGCCGCCGGCCCGUGGUCCCAAACCGCCGCCGCCGGCAAAACCGAAACUGCAUCCGAUUGUGGUGGCCGUGUAUCCGUACGAGGCGCAAGAUGUCGACGAGUUGAGCUUUGAGACCGGCGACGAAAUUGAGCUGAUGAACAAAGGUACCGGGUGUCGUUUUGUGAAGGUGAAAUUUGAGAAUUUCCAGACGCUUCCGGAUGGUGGCAAGGAAAAGUGCACAAUCGGAUCGGACUGUUCCCCGGCAACUAUGUGAAGGAAUAA
Messenger RNA from Caenorhabditis sp. 36 PRJEB53466, 9061 nucleotides. Lineage: Eukaryota; Metazoa; Nematoda; Chromadorea; Rhabditida; Rhabditidae. The record is from the annotation of a GenBank genome assembly.